Molecule: messenger RNA, 1644 nt
Organism: Seminavis robusta
Lineage: Eukaryota; Bacillariophyta; Bacillariophyceae; Naviculales; Naviculaceae
Source: the annotation of a GenBank genome assembly
AUGUCCUUCUCGGCUGUCAGAGCCGAAGCGGAAUCCGCUGAUGAUAUGUCUGACGGUCCUGUUGAUAGUGCCGAAAUAGUGCUGAGCGAAGAUGAUUCCCCUACCAAGAAUAUCAAAGAAAUAGUCCGGCGUUGCAAGCAAGAGCCAUCCUUGGUGGUGGCGCCCGUGGUCUACAAAUUUGACUCUACUACCAUUCGGACACGCCCCUUGGUCUACUUGAUUCGUAAGGGUGCCAGUCUGAAUAUCAUUCGAGCCUUUCUGGAGAGACAUUGGGAGUUCGUCCAAGAGGCGCAUCCCCAGUUUUCACGAGAACUCGAUCCUCUCCGCAUUGUCUGCGAGAGUGCGCCCAAAGCCACUCCUGGUCUAGUGGCCUAUUUGGUACGGAAAUUCCCUCCCGCUACUUGCGAAGGAUAUCAUUUGCUCGAAUCCUUACUCGAUCGGAAUCGUUCCAAGACGUUGGAGGAUGUCACGGCAUUGUAUAACGUGACAUUCACCGAUGCCGGCCAAACCUUGAACCGACGACAGGCAGAGCGUCUGAUUCAAUACACCUGUCUCGGUCACACGGGACGUCAAGAUCCACUCGUCCAAUUCAUGACGGACAAAAUCUGCCAAGCGCCGAUUGAAACUAUGAAAUUACACGUCCGCUGGAUGUCAUUGCCCAAAACCAAAUCUUUGUGCUCACUCAUCUCCAAGGAAACUCUGACAGAGCUGGAUCUGAAUUUUACAACGGGUCCCCCGGACGAUUUCACGACAAUCGUGCCCAAGGAAUGGUCACUCUUGAUGGGGGCCUUGAAGACGGCCAAGGGUCUACGAGAUCUCAAGUUGUGCGUGCGAGCGGACAAUAGCACUGCCAAUUUGACGACACUACGGGAUACACUCGUGUCCAUGAUGUCCAAAGUGCCCAUGACAAAGCUGGAUCGGCUGGAAAUUACGGCCCAGAAAAAUCGCCGCGACGUGGGAAUGGAUGUGGCCAAAACAUUUGAUUUGACACCGGUCGUCACCAAUCUUUUGCAGCACACCCAAGUGAAACAGCUUCGUCUCGAUCCAUUUCCAAUUGAACCAAAACCCUUCUUGGAAGCACUUCGGCAUAAUACAUAUCUAGAACAAUGUGCCCUUAUGUUGCACCCCUCUAAUCCAUCUGAUGGUGAUGAUGACGAUGUCAAUGAUGAAGAACGUGUCAGCAAUGUGAUGGAGACUUUGAUCGAUCUCCUCCACAAUGAAAAUACGACGCUGACACGCAUGGAUUGGCUGAACCAGCCAUUCGUAGCAAAAUCACCUUGGAAGCCCACCGUGGACUAUCUCCUCGCUCUCAAUGCGUGCGGUCGCCAUAUUGCGCGAAAUCCGAAAUCCUCCGUCAAAGACGUAUUGGAUCUUCUGGACGGACCGUCCCUGUACUACCGCACCAACUUGGGGCGCAAAAACACCCAACGGGAGUUUGAUUUCGUCUACGGGCUCCUGCGAGAAAAUCCCAACAAUUGGAUUCCAAAUAAUGUGCAUUGCGGUGUCGUCUCUCAAGGAGUCAACAAGAAACGAAAGCAACGCAAGGCUCCUCCUCGGGCGCCACCGCGCACAAAACUGCGGCGUAGUGGACGGGUUAGGGUGCACUCGCCAAAGAGGAACCAACACAGCAGCUACCGGUGGUAG